Molecule: messenger RNA, 2877 nt
Organism: Anneissia japonica
Lineage: Eukaryota; Metazoa; Echinodermata; Crinoidea; Comatulida; Comatulidae
Product: checkpoint protein HUS1-like
Exons: 9
Coding region: 77-913 (278 amino acids)
Biological process (GO): meiotic DNA integrity checkpoint signaling; mitotic DNA replication checkpoint signaling; telomere maintenance
Cellular component (GO): checkpoint clamp complex; nucleolus; site of double-strand break
Source: RefSeq, a predicted model, not a curated record
UCAAAGGUUAUCAGUGAGAGCGGUGAAAAUGAAUUCGAAGUGCGUGAUUGUUUUUAUAUCCUAUGCCUAAAUAAGUAUGAAGUUUAGAGCUAAGGUUGUGGAUGUUGCGUGCAUAGAUAGAUUUAUCCGAGUUUUGACAACUAUAGCAAAGAUGACACAGCUAUGUGUCCUGCGGAUAACAGAAGAUAAGAUGUUCUUCAUUCUCAAUGACAACAUUUCAAAGGGAAACAUCUGGUGUGAAGUUACCGCUAGUAAUUUCUUUGAUGAGUUCAAUAUGGAGGGUCUUGCUUCUGACGCAAAUGAAAUCUACCUAGAAGUGACUCCUGAUGACCUAGUGCGAGCAGCAAAAACAGCUCAGUUUGCUAAAACUCUCAAAAUCAAGCUCACUAAAAAAUUUAGUCCUUGCCUCACUUUUUUCGUGGAGCUGUGUUCUGUGAGCGGGCAUAGUAGAAAUGUAAAUCAUGAUGUUCCAGUUAAUAUUAUUCCCAAGCGUUUGUGGGAUGAGUUUCAGGAACCAACCAUUCCAGACUUUGAUGUUAGCAUUUGUAUGCCCUCUCUGAAAUUCCUCAAAAAUGUUGUGGAACGAAUGAAGAAUAUAGGAAGCUAUUUGGAACUUUCAGCCAAUCAGAAAGGAGAUAUGACUUUGAAAGUUGAGAGUCAAAUGGCAACUGUAUCAACCCACUUCAAGUCGUUGGAAGUUCAAUAUUAUGAUGAUCAACAGUCUAGUCCAAAAGAAAAGGAUCAAUCAUUUGGUGCAAAGAUAGACAUUAAGAAAUUUCAGAUGUUUCUAACUGGACUUCAACUCAACCCACAGAAGAUAAUUUGUAAUAUUGUUGAUAAUCGUCUUGUCCACUUUUUCCUUCUGCAAGAAGAGCUGUCGUUGCAAUACAGCAUGCCGAUUAUUCAACAUUAAUCUCUGCAUCUGUCCACAAAAUUGAAACGCACAAGACUAGACAAUUUCCCUGAAGGGGGACUUAGAUGUCAGAAAUGUCGCCGUAAUUUCCAACUUUCUAGACCACAUGUCACAUAUUAGAUUACCAUAAUUAACACCAAGUGUUGGUAACAUUGAAAUUAUCUGGGUCGUCUGUGGAAAGAUGAACAGUGAAAGUUUGUGGUUUGAAGUGGUCUGUGGAGACUGCUUGAGGAGCACUCCAGAUAUUCAAAUUAUAAUCACAGAUAUAUUUAUAUUUAUGUUUAUGUAUAUUAUGAAAAGAAAUGGUUUAUCUACAAAAUACCUGAUUGAGCUGGAUCUGAAGAGAUUAAAUAACAUAUUAGUUGCAGUUCCAAGUGGUGGAGUGAUGACUUACUGUGAUAAAUCCUGCCAAUCAUCAUAUAUGACCACUGAUGCUGAUCUCUUCAAUCCAGUCUGAAUGCAAUUUAAGUCAGUACUUCACCCACAGUUCUUGCUCUAUAAGUUCUGUGUUUACUACUGAUCCACUAUGAUCUGUGUAAAAUGAAUGUAUAAAUAUUACAAGAUAAUGCAAAUAACUUUUAAACUGAUUGAAACACAAUUUUAGCAAAUUGAACAUUUAGGCUAUUGAUACCAUUUCGACCUAAUAAAUUUUUUAACAAACAAACCAAUAAGUUGAUGUUGACUUACGCAAGCCUAUUACAUUAUAUCAUAUCACUUCUAUUAGGUUUAAUAAUAAUAAUAAUAAUAAUUUUGGCUUAUAUAGCACAUUAUGCUAAAGCCUCAAUACACUUAACAAUAAAAGUGAAAAUGCCAGGAGAAAAAAUUUAAGAAAAGUACACGUUAAAAAGGUGAUUUUUGAAAGCUGCCUUAAAAUCAACAAUGGAAGUUGCCUGUCGGAUUUAUCAUACCAAAUUUUUAUUUUUAUUUUUUUAAUAUUUAUGAUGGAAAGUAACUUUUACAAUACUUUUGCUAUCAUAUUCAGCAAAAUGCACCUUUUUAAACCAGAAUUCAAUAGCAAAUAUUGCCUCAUUCACAUUGGCGACUUUGAUAAAAUCCGAUCCAACCGACCCAAAAACAUCAAGCAAGUAUCAAGCAUGCAAGUAAUAUUGAUCAGAUUUUGAAGUUAGUGCAUGUUCACCUCAAAUAGAGGAUAUCACCAAUGCUUUAUGCUAUAUUGAGAUUACCACAUAACAAACCGUUUCCCCAGAAUAUGAAUGUAUGUUUUAAUGUACAAAUUGUACCGUAUAUCAAUUGCCGGAUCCGGAAAUAUGCAAGUUUUAAAAAAAGUCUGGGUUGUGAAAUGUUACAUUGUAACAGUACUGUAUUUAUAUGUCGCAUAAUACCCAUGCUUAGUGGGCCAACAACCACCUAGUUUAUGGGAUAGAGUUGUAUACAUAUUCCAAGCCAAACACCCCAACAUUAUGCGCUAUAUAUUAUUAAACAUUAUUAUUAUUAUUAUUGUUAUUAUUAUGUUACUAAAACUUAAGGGGAACUUAGACAAUGGAGAAAUUAGAGAACAAUUAAAAAAAGACAAUGGAGAAAUUAGAGAACAAUUUUAAAAAAAAAUGUUAAGGGAAAAAUAACACUAAAGAUAAGUCUGAGGUAGUGCUAGUUAUUAUUAUUAAUUUUAUUAUUAUUAUUAUUAUUUUUAUUAUUAUUAUUAUAAUUAAUAGUGUUGUUGACAACAUUGAUAUUUAUUUGUGUUAAGCUAUGGUCAUAAUUUGGUUUAAUCAAUUUAAUCUUCUGAAGUGACCGACUAAUGAGAAGUUAUCUGGUGGAAUCAUUAAUUUCUUCCUUUUUAAUGUUAAUCAAUUUGUCCAAUUAUUUUACAUUAAUAAAGAUGCAUGCAGGUAAUUUUUACAUUUUUGAGAAUUGUGAAAAUAAUUGUUUAUUUAUCCUGCAUUUGGUAUUUAAGAUGGCAUAAGAAUUGCAGUAAUAAUCUUGAAUAAACAGUUUUUACUUGA